GGCCAACCCAGGCCUUAAGCCCUAAGAGAAAGAUCAGUCAGUCCUUAAUCACUCACCACAAGAUUUGUUCAAGUAAGGAUUCUAGUGACACCAGGCCAGCUUCAUCUCAGCUGACUUCACCAGCUCAAUCCUGAAUCUGAAUGUCUCUGAGCUCCUAUUUAAAGGGAAUUUUCUCCUAUGUCACCUCCCCUAAGUUCUUCCAUCUACCAAUCACAAUAGACGUUUUUCAAAGGACAGACCAUUCUUAGUUCACACCUAAGGCGGCUUAAAUUUUUUUAUUAAGUUCACACCAGAAAACUUCUGAGUAAGUUUCUCACCUCUUUGCUCCUUGUAAAUUCACAACUUGCCUGACCUUUAUAGGUACUUAGCACCCUUUUGUAUUAUAUCCAAAAAUAGGCAUAGCUUAAGAACUUUUUGUCUUACUAUAAGAAUGGGUUUAAAUACUUUUCAUUGUUCAGCAAAGAGUUUACAACUUUAUCUUCCCCUAAAGCAUGCUUAAGUAUGGUGAAGUAGAGUUCUCACAUUCCUGAUCAAGUACCUUCACUGCCCAAAUGAGGAAUGGUCCCAAUGGGGAAUGGUCUUAACCCAACCUUAUGAAGUAGGGUCUGGGAAUUUUUUAAGGUUUACAAUCUUAACCUUAUGAAGUAGGGUCUGAGAAUUUUUAAGGUUCACACCCCUCUAGGGUAAGCCGAGGGUUCCGGGGCUCCAGAUCCACUCUAACCCUCUCACUGUCCAGGACUAGUCAGGGAGAGUCAGGCCCAGAGCAUGGAGAUCAUGCUGGGCCAAAGGCACCUCAGGGAGAGCAACAGCCUGUGGCCCGGCUCUCCAGAGUCCCUUUAUAGGGGGCCCUGGUGGCUCCUGGAGGUUCCCCUGAAAAGGCAAAGGGGGCCUGGGGAGGCUGCAACAGCCUCAAGCUACAGCCCUGCUCAAAGACUUCAGAGCUUUCCCCAGAGCCCCUGCCUAGAAUGUGGGCUGCCUGUCCUUCCCUCUCCAGAGCUAGCUGAGCAGCGGGCCUUGGGCUUUGGCUCUGAGCUCUGCAGGAAAGGCCCCGGGGCGCCUCCUGAGACAGGCCCAAACUUUCGGGUGGCCCCCCCACACCCCCUUUGUGUCCAGGGGCUGGAGAGGACCUUCCUCCGGGGUGCUGCCCCCUUCUUCCUUGUCCUGCCUUGCAUGGGACCCGGGGAAUGCUGCCAGCUGGCCCCCCCUGACCCUCCUGACCCAUGCAUGAGGUCACAACGGGGGCCUCCUGGCUGUGUUACGCCUGCGAGGCUGCCCCUUCUUAGCUCAGCUGUCCCAGAGAGCCAUAGCCAGUCUGCCCUCCCCGCAGAGAGUAUCCUGGCCCUCCUCCAGCAGCCCCCUCCACCCCCACCCCAGAGCCCUGAUCUUCAGGCGCACCGAGACUCCCUGAGCCCAAUGAAACCCCGGAAACCCUCACCAGUUGUUCUGCCCGGAGAGCUCCACCUGCCGGAAGUGGAAGCGGAACUAUCCUUCCCGCUGUGCUUCCCCAAGCCUGGCCCUCUACAGAGAGCCGUGGCGGAGGGCAACUACCCGCCCCUCGGGCCGUUCACGGCCAUGUUCGAGAGUGACUUUCUGCAGGUGACCCCAGGCAGGCCGAUGGGCCCGGCUGGGGGAGGACGGGGGAGGGCUGGGAGGCGGCGGCGGGAGGGGGGGGGGGUAGUGGGAGGCACUGAGGGGGUGGCAGGGGGCCGUGGGGGCGGGGGCUGUGGGGGAUGGCAGGGGUGGUAG
Messenger RNA from Monodelphis domestica (gray short-tailed opossum), 1746 nucleotides. Lineage: Eukaryota; Metazoa; Chordata; Mammalia; Didelphimorphia; Didelphidae. The record is from RefSeq and is a predicted model, not a curated record.